AUGAUCGUGGCAAGUCCCAGUUUUAUAUUUGCUUAUGUUUUUAACACUACACUCACCCUUUUCCUAAUGUCUUCCUUUAUUUCUCCGGUAGCCAGGGAGAAUAUUACCAAGUUACAGUACCUUCUUCAGAACACACUUUACACCUAUGCGGAGAUAAUCUCGUCUCUCGGAUUUGAGUCUUCCAAGGAUUUAAACGAUACGGGUUCCAGUGCCGGAUCAAAAUCUCAAGUCGGCGACGGCGAUUCUAGCGCCAAUUCUCGGGACAGCUUCAAGGCUGGGAACAAACUGGACAUGAAUUUUAUAUCGGAGAAGGUUGAGCGCCUGGGAAUUUUAAAUGACCAAAUUCAGUCGCACGUGGAUCUACUGCCAGAUUCGUCACUUUCUCGAGAAGAACUGUUGCAACGCAUAGAUAUAGUCAAUAAGGAAUGCGAACGAGUUUCUGAGGAGAUAGAGCUAUUGACCUUGAUAAUUAAAUUUACUGUGCUGAAUAAGUCAAAAAUGGCCACUCUUUUCAGUUUGGAUGACACCUCGCUGAACGAUGACGACAUUUCUGUCAUCAACUUCAACGUUGAGAGGUCAAUUUCACCGCUGUACUCAAUAAUCCGCUCCUCUGUCAAUUCCGCCUGCGUACUUUCACAGACAGCCGGGUGCCUGAAGGAGUUGGAAAAGGUGCAGCCGCUAAGUUGCAACGUUUCAUAUCCUGCUGUCAACUUAGGAUACACUGAAAACAUCACUAUUCUCAAGAAAUUUGGAAAGAAAUUCGCCUUACUAUUCAACAGGCACAGACAGUACUACAAUAAGAGGGACCUGCUGUCAACACUGGAGGAGCUUUCGAGCAAGGUUAAUGAUUUGAAAAAGGAUAUUGAGGCUGAAGUGAAGACGAUAUUUAUGUACGAGAAGGUUAACUCCAAGUACUAUCCCCUUUCCAAGGAUUCGUCGCUGCUUGGCGUCACUGAAAAUGAAACUGAUCUCACUAUUCUCUACAUAAGGGACAAGUUGGAGGCCUCCAGCACCACCAUAUCGCAAUCAAAGAAGAGGAUCGUUAGGAUGUAUUUGGAGUUUGCCGUCAAGCUGUUCAUGUGCUUAAAGCUGUUAAAUGAGAACAUUCACUCCACUUCGUCGGCUAUAAACUCUGAGGUCACUAGGGAGCUGGUCCCGCUGAAAACGGAGAGCAACAAUGACAUUCGGUGCUGCAACAUUGAGCCCACUAAGGUGUCCCUCUUUAAACUACUCUCCCUUUCUUAUCACAAAUUCUCCCUUGAAAUUCAAAAGGAGAGUACUUUCCAGGAUCUCAGUAAAAUGAUGACAUUAGUGAAGGAGACUUUGGACGACGCAGUCUCCGAGGGAGUUACUGAGUUCUCCUUUGACGACCAGCUUGUGAAACUAUACUCUAUUUUAGACACGGAUUCUGCAUCCGCUACUUAA
This is a messenger RNA of Theileria orientalis strain Shintoku, 1425 nucleotides long. RefSeq lists its product as hypothetical. The transcript has 4 exons. The record is from RefSeq and is a predicted model, not a curated record. The coding region runs from base 1 to 1425 and encodes 474 amino acids. Lineage: Eukaryota; Apicomplexa; Aconoidasida; Piroplasmida; Theileriidae.